Messenger RNA from Mesitornis unicolor (brown roatelo), 1538 nucleotides. It is a transcript of the gene TRMT6, whose product is annotated as tRNA methyltransferase 6 homolog (S. cerevisiae). Lineage: Eukaryota; Metazoa; Chordata; Aves; Mesitornithiformes; Mesitornithidae. The record is from RefSeq and is a predicted model, not a curated record. The transcript is spliced from 10 exons. Gene Ontology annotation, cellular component: tRNA (m1A) methyltransferase complex; nucleus. Gene Ontology annotation, biological process: tRNA methylation. Bases 379 to 1347 code for a protein of 322 amino acids.
AUCAUUUUUGAGAAGCAGUGGUUUUAUCUGGAUAAUGCCAUUGGACAUAUUUAUGGAACUACAUUUGAAGUAACCAGUGGUGGAAACCUGCAGCCAAAGCAAGAGGUGGAAGAGACUACCUCAGAAACAAAAGAAGCAGGUACAGAUAAUCGUAACAUAGUUGACGAUGGAAAGUCUCAAAAACUGACUCAUGAUGACAUAAAGGCUUUGAAGGACAAGGGUAUUAAAGGACAGGAAAUAGUUCAGCAGUUAAUAGAGAACAGUACAACAUUCAGAGACAAAACAGAAUUUGCUCAAGAUAAAUACAUAAAGAAGAAGAAAAAAAAAUAUGAGGCAGUUAUUACAAUUGUGAAACCAUCCACUCGCAUUCUUUCAACAAUGUAUUAUGCAAGGGAACCCGGAAAAAUCAACCACUUGCGAUAUGAUACCCUAGCUCAGAUGUUGACUUUAGGAAACGUCCGUGCUGGCAACAAGAUGAUCAUAAUGGAAACGUGUGCAGGCCUUGUGCUGGGUGCGGUGAUGGAGCGAAUGGGAGGCUAUGGAUCCAUUGUUCAGUUGUAUCCAGGAGGGGGACCUGUUAGAGCUGCUACCAGUUGUUUUGGAUUUCCAAAACAUUUUUUUGAUAAUCUUCAUGAAUUUCCUCUCAGCAAAGUAGACAGCCUCCUCUCUGGGACAUUUUCUACAGAGACUCUGCCUUCAGAACCUGAAGAUACCACGCUCAUGGAAGAAAGCAAUGGAUUGAUUGAUGAGAAGCAGACUUCCCUACAGGAGACAGAAGAGGAAUCUACUACUGAAGCAGCUAUGGAGAUCAACCAAAUGGAAGAGCAAGAAACAAUGGACAUUAAUGCUGAAGAUGUAGAAUUUAAAGAGAACAAAGAAAAAGAAAAUAAAGAAAAUGUUCGGGAAAAACAGAGAAAACAAUGGGAGAGAAGGAAAAAACUAAUAGUAACUGCUGCUUUGUUGAGAGAGAAGAAUGCUGACGGCUUAAUUGUAGCCAGCAAGUUUCAUCCCACUCUUUUAUUACUUUCUCUACUGGAAUUUGUUGCUCCUUCAAGGCCUUUUGUUGUCUACUGCCAGUAUAAAGAGCCAUUAUUAGAAUGUUACACAAAGCUGAGAGAAAGAGGUGGUGUUGUUAACCUAAAGCUGUCUGAAACCUGGCUACGAAACUACCAGGUCCUACCAGAUCGAAGCCAUCCAAAACUGACAAUGAGCGGAGGUGGAGGGUACCUUCUGUCUGGUGUAACAGUUGUCUUGGAUAAGGGCAAAUCUGAUUCCAGUAAUUUAGAAGCACUGAAGAUGGAAGAGCCGUCAUCUAAAAGAUGCAAAGUUCAAGACAUUCACUGUUAACAUUUGAAGAAUUGAUUUGAUUUUUUAGAUCUCAGGAGUCCUACUAUUAGUAAAAUAACAAGUACACUUUCCAUGCUCUUGACAGCACAGAAGUUGUACCUGUCAUUCACCUGCCAACAAAAUACAGCAGAACUGCGUGGUAGGGAGGAUUGUCUCACUCUUUACCAGUUUACAUGAUCGGAAUGAGAAGA